GCCCGCCUCUUGCGCGCCGCCUCCUCUCUUCCUUUCUUCCUCCCACACCCCAUGCCGCCGGCAGCCUCCGUCUCGUAACCUCAAUCGAUCCAUGGCCGCCACCAUCGCCGUCGCGCUUAUCCGCCGCUCCACCUCCUCCCCGCACCGUCGCAUUCUCCUCCCCCUCUUAUCUCACCUCCACCGCACCGGUCCCCAAACCCCAUCCCCAUGGCGCCCACCCUACAACCGUUUCCUCUCCUCCGACGCAACCGACGACCCGGACCGGAAGCCGCCCCCCCUCGAUUCGAAGCAGCUAUGGCACGAGCUCUCCACCUCCGAGCCUGCGACGAGCUCGUCGCGCCUCCCCAAGGCCACCUGGGACGACGUGGUGUCCCUCAUCCGCCGCUUCUCCAAGGACCCUGCCAUCGCUGACCAGGCCCUCGCGCUCUACAUCCCCGCCUCCGCGUUCCCCGCGUACGCCAAACGCUUCAUCCACUUCAUACCCCCGCGCCUCUCCCGAGAAUCCGCCGAGCGACUUCUCUCUCUCCCGGCCGAGGACGCGCACGCGCUCCUCCUCCCGUCCUUCGCUGAAUACUGCGUCACCCACCUCGCUGACGAGCUGAGGAAGCACAAGUCCGUCAUGUCCGCGGCUGACCUCACGGCGCCGCAAACCUGGUACCCUUUUGCCCGGGCCAUGCGCCGGCGGGUGGUGUACCACUGCGGGCCCACCAACAGCGGCAAGACACACAACGCCCUCGCUCGCUUCAGCACUGCCAAGUCCGGUGUCUACUGCAGCCCGCUCCGGCUCCUCGCCAUGGAGGUCUUCGACAAGGUCAAUGCACUUGGUGUCUACUGCACCCUCCGCACUGGCCAGGAGAUAAAGGAGGUGCCUUUCUCCAACCACGUCGCUUGUACUAUCGAAAUGCUGUCCACCGAGGAGCUCUAUGAAGUCGCCGUGGUCGAUGAGAUACAGAUGAUGGCUGACUCUGUCAGGGGCUAUGCAUGGACACGUGCUGUUCUUGGGCUCAAGGCUGAUGAGAUACAUCUGUGUGGUGACCCUAGCGUGCUCAAGAUUGUUCGUAAGGUUUGUGCAGACACUGGAGAUGAUUUGGAGGUGCAUCAGUAUGAGCGAUUCAAGCCACUUGUCGUCGAGGCAAAGACACUACUUGGAGACCUCAAGAAUGUUCGUUCUGGUGAUUGCAUUGUUGCCUUCUCACGCAGGGAGAUAUUCGAGGUGAAGCUGGCAAUAGAGAAGUUCACGAAGCACAAGUGUUGUGUUAUAUAUGGAGCUUUGCCACCAGAGACACGGCGACAGCAAGCAAAGCUGUUCAACGAACAGGAUAAUGAAUAUGAUGUGCUCGUAGCGAGUGAUGCGGUUGGUAUGGGUCUCAACCUUAACAUUAGAAGGGUUGUGUUCUAUAGCUUGACCAAGUACAAUGGGGACAAGAUGGUGCCAGUUGCUGCUUCACAGGUAAAACAGAUAGCUGGUCGUGCUGGCCGGAGGGGCAGUGUUUAUCCAGAUGGGCUCACGACCACUUUCUUGUCGGAUGAUUUGGAUUAUCUAAUUCAGUGCCUGCAAAAACCAUUUGAGGAGGCACAAAAAGUUGGCCUCUUCCCUUGUUUUGAGCAAGUGGAAAUGUUUGCCAGCCAGUUUCCUGAUCUUACUUUCACCGAUUUGUUGAAUAAGUUCCGUGAAAAUUGCCGCAUCGACAACACAUACUUCAUGUGCCAGCAGGAUAGUAUCAAGAAGGUUGCUAAUAUGCUUGAGAGGGUCCAAGGGCUCUCCCUCAAGGAUCGCUACAACUUUUGUUUUGCGCCAGUCAAUACAAGGGACCCAAAAGCCAUGUACCAUCUUCUCAGAUUUGCUACUCAUUAUAGCCAGAGCCGUCGUGCUACCAUUGCGAUGGGAAUGCCAAAAGGUUCUGCAAAGAAUGACACUGAACUGCUGGACCUCGAGACGAAGCACCAGGUCCUGUCGAUGUAUUUGUGGCUUUCACACCAUUUCGAGGAAGAUCACUUCCCUCAUGUGCAGAAAGCUGAGGAAAUGGCAGUAAAUAUUGCUGAUCUACUUGGCAAGUCACUUGCCAAGGUGUGCUGGAAGCCUGAAUCAAGACAGCAAAGGAAGCAGAGACCAGAAGAGAAGGAGGAGAAUGAUAGCAAUGUUGGACAUGCGUCAGAUGACGAUGCAAAUAAUGUUUCCAAAGAUGGUUAUGAAAGGCCGAGGUCACUUUCUAAAACAUUUGCAAGGAAAAGACAGGAUCGAUCCAGCCAGAAGAAUUCUUCCUUGGACUUUGUGGCAUGAGGUAGUUAUGUGGGGUUGAUUUACUCCAAUUAAAUGCUACAUGGAAACUGUUGAGCCAUCUCGCAACAGCUCUUCAAACCCAAACCUGAGGCUCACAUAUGGCAUACCGCAGCGAUUCUUCCAGUUGUCUGCAUAGGCUGGCUAAGUUCUUUGAGUUUAGCACAAAGCGACACUUGAGCCAGCCAAAAGGUGUGCCAUGACAUUUGCAUCAACUGACGUCAUUUUAGUGGCACGACGUGAGUCUUCUGCUGACUAAUGCUGUUGUGCAAUGCUAGAUUGCAUGCUGAUUAAGGGUUGUUGAUGAAUGAAAAUCAAAUUAGUUUUACAGUGACAUCCUACAAGGUUUUCAUUGACUAUUCUGUAGGCGUCUUGGACUAUUUCGUGUGAUCCUCAAACCUGAUUAUGCAAUGUUUAGACAAUAUAGCAGAGAUAUGUUAUAUAUCACCUUGCCAAUGUUCUCGCCUGACGUGACUGUAGAUUGAAGCGUUCAGGUGCUAUGCUCGAAUUUCAGAUGCUAGUAGACAGACUGUAACUUAUGUUCACCAUGGUUAUCUGAAAUCGUUGGAACC
Brachypodium distachyon (stiff brome) is the source of this 2850-nucleotide messenger RNA. RefSeq names its product ATP-dependent RNA helicase SUV3L, mitochondrial. Gene Ontology annotation, cellular component: mitochondrial degradosome. The coding region runs from base 92 to 2281 and encodes 729 amino acids. The record is from RefSeq and is a predicted model, not a curated record. The transcript has 2 exons. Gene Ontology annotation, molecular function: RNA helicase activity; hydrolase activity, acting on acid anhydrides; ATP binding. NCBI's taxonomy places the organism in Eukaryota, Viridiplantae, Streptophyta, Magnoliopsida, Poales, Poaceae. Gene Ontology annotation, biological process: RNA catabolic process; mitochondrial RNA 3'-end processing.